Molecule: messenger RNA, 1746 nt
Organism: Monopterus albus (swamp eel)
Lineage: Eukaryota; Metazoa; Chordata; Actinopteri; Synbranchiformes; Synbranchidae
Gene: cfap157
Product: cilia and flagella associated protein 157
Exons: 9
Coding region: 93-1616 (507 amino acids)
Cellular component (GO): cilium; ciliary basal body
Molecular function (GO): microtubule binding
Source: RefSeq, a predicted model, not a curated record
GAGGAGUCCAUGAAGGCACCAUUGUUGUCUAGCAACAACGUUUAGUUUCUACGCUGGCUCUCGCGUAAACUUAGCAAACUUUCUGAGACACAAUGCCCAAAAAGAAGGCUAAAAAAGGCGGUGACAAACAAGAUGAAGACAGGAAAACAUCGAAAAACGAGAGGCCUACAAAUAAAAUCGGUCCAGACAAGAAAGAAAAGGAUGUCUACCUGAUUCAAAUACGGUAUUUGGAGGAGCAGUUGGAGAGAUAUAAGCUGAAGAAUGAUGAACUGGAGAGGCAGAAGAAGGUCUUAAACACUCAGUACCACACACUGGAGGAGGAGGAGAAGGACACUGUUGAGUAUCUGAAACGCUCCCUUUUGGAGAAAGAGGAUGAGGCGGAUAAGCUGACAGAGUGCCUGGAGAGUCAACGGCAGGCUGCCGAUAAGGACAGAGAUGCCCUGCAGCUGCAGCACAGCCAGCUCAAAGAGCUUCAAGGUCGGCUCAAAGAACUUACAGAGGAGAAGGCAGCACUUGUGGAGGAGUUUCAGCAGCAGAAGGAACAGCUGAUGUCCAACAUGGCCAGAGAGGAGCAGCAACAUAAAGUUGCCAUCCACAAACUGGAGAUGAAAGCACUGCAGGAAAACAGGAGGCUGGAGGAGGAGAUUGACAGCCGCAUGGCAGCACAGGUGAAGCACUUGGUGGACCAGCAGGUUUCAGAGACGAUCAGAUUGGUCCUUCAGAGCAACACAAAGGCGAAGGCUGCCAUUAGCCAGCUGUCAGAACAGGUACAGGCCCUAAAGAAGGAGAACUCGGCCCUGAUGGAGGAGAACUCAGUCCUGAUGGAGGAGAACUCGCCCCUGCAGCAGGAUAAGAUUAAGCUCAGCAUGGAGGUGGACAUCCUGGAACAAACAGUCAGGGAGAUAUCCCGUCAGAGCUGCAUCCACAAGAAGGUGGCGGAGCAGCUGACAGAGAAGUGUCAGCAGCUCCAGGCAGAGGAGAAAGACUGCAAGCAGGAACUUGAGCAGCUCCAGGCCAAACACAAAGCCACCCUGGCUGAGAUGGAAGCACUCAGGUGUGACCAGGCCUCGCUGUCUGAGCAGAGCAGUGCCAGCAGAGCUGAGGUGAGUCGACUGGAGGCAAAGCUAGAGGAGGAGAGGAGUAGGAGCAGCAGGAUGAAGAGCAUCAUGCAGGAAGCAGCUACCACUCUCAGACAAGCCAUGAUGGAGCUGAUCACCAAGCAGGAGUCAGAGGUGGACUCUGUCGUCCAGUGGAAGGAGCUGAUGCAGAAGCUGCUGGUGGUCUUGGAUAGACAAUGCACCAGCUUCACUGCUGAGAAGGAGCAGCUGAAUGAGCUGCAGACCUCUGACCUUGCAGCAAUCCAAGCUGCGACUCUGGAUCCAGCUUCAAGUUUCCACUUCCAUCUGGCCCGCUACAAGUUAGGUGAUCUCGGCCUCGUUCCCCCUCCCGCACUGAAACACAAACACGCACUCCCCCGGAUGAGACCUGGGGCCAGCAGCACCACCAUGCCUCUGCACAGGAAACCUGGUCAGAAGACAGCGAGCAGCUCCAUUAUCGUGCCUGAUUCAGCCGUCGGCUUCUUGACCUCCAAACACUUAGUCACCAAACGGAAAUGACCUUUAACAAAACUACUUUUUUUAAAAAGUGUAAAAGGUUUUUAAUGUUGAAACCGCUCUAUUUACCCACUGUUUUUUGCCAAGUGUUCCACACACAUCUUGUGCUAUAAAAGACUUGAAAAGUGUUGAU